UUGAUUUCAGGUGUCCACUUCGGUACGGGUUUAGACGGUGUUUCCGAAGUGGCGAAUACGGCCAAAGGUAUUUCUGAGGGUGUCUAUAAAUCCAUCGGACCCUACGCUUUGACUCGCAGUUUGGCAAACAUGCCCGCUGGCGUUAUUAGUCGCCUUUGGGGAUUGCGUGGACCGUGUAUGGCGGGAAAUACGGCAUGUGCCACUGGACUACACGCGAUCGGGGAUGCAUAUCGAAUGAGUAGGUGUGGAGUUUAA
Molecule: messenger RNA, 255 nt
Organism: Echinostoma caproni
Lineage: Eukaryota; Metazoa; Platyhelminthes; Trematoda; Plagiorchiida; Echinostomatidae
Source: the annotation of a GenBank genome assembly